Ostreococcus lucimarinus CCE9901 is the source of this 1980-nucleotide messenger RNA. RefSeq lists its product with no specific name. The transcript has a single exon. Gene Ontology annotation, cellular component: nucleus; NELF complex. Lineage: Eukaryota; Viridiplantae; Chlorophyta; Mamiellophyceae; Mamiellales; Bathycoccaceae. Gene Ontology annotation, biological process: negative regulation of transcription elongation by RNA polymerase II. The record is from RefSeq and is a predicted model, not a curated record. Gene Ontology annotation, molecular function: RNA binding. Bases 1 to 1980 code for a protein of 659 amino acids.
AUGUCCGACGACGACGAGGUGUGCACGCGAACCGCGACGGCGAGCGACGGCGAGGGGACGCGCGCGGGAGAGAGCGGCGCGAUCGCGGCGCUGGGCGAGACGAAGACGUCGAGGCUGAUGGAAUUGGAAGCGCGACUCGCGGAGAAAGAUUUCAUAAUGGAACCGAGCGCGAUCGAUGACGUGCGCGCGUACGUCUCCGCGGGAGGCGCGCCGAGCACGGCGAUAGAGCUGCUGAGCGAGAAUUACCGAGGGUACGCGGCGAUGACGACGCUGGCGGUGCACUGGUUGAAGGUGACGGCGCCGCCGAGACGGGGCGCGAACACGUCGCCGAUCAAGGUGAGCGCGGCGGUAGAGACGCGAGGCAUCGAUAAUGGCGACGGUGACGCGACGAGAACACCGACUGGAGGGAUAUUGACCAGCGGAGCGGGGAAAGGGACGCCGCGGGAGCGCGCGGCGACGAUGGAGACGGAGGCGCGAUUCGAUGAAAUGUAUUUUUUGGAGGCGCUCGUGAGAGAGAAAUUCGACGCGAAUAAGGCGGACGCGGUGUUCCAGGGACGACCGCCGGCGUGGUUGGAUGGGCUGUUCAAGAGCGAGCGCGGGCGGGCGGUGUUGUUUUCUUUGGCGGAGCGUAAUCCAAACUGUUUAUUGAUUUCGUGCGCGAUUCAGCACGCGUGGCAGCGCGGCAUGCGACACGAAGUGCGCGCGCUCGGACCUGCGGCGGCGGCGUAUUUUAGCAUCUUUCACGAACUUCUCGCCGAUCACGUCAAGGGAAUCAUCGAAGCCGGUGAUGACGACGAGCGACGAAUGGACUUUGAAGAGCGGUUGAAGAGCAUGUGCUGUCAGUCCAUAGGCACGUACGUCUUUGGCCAGCUCAUGCUCGCGACUUUAGGGCGAGACACGGACAAGGCGACGACCAAGAGUUCACAGGCGAUCGCGGCGCGAUUGUCGGAAGAGAUUGAAGAGGCGGCAGCGAGCUUGCACGGUGCCGCAACGGUUCGCCGUCUGGCGCCUUGGCUCGCGGCGUCCGCGGCUGACGCUACGGCCAAGUACGCCACGGCUGAUUUGCUCAGCUCGCGUCCAGUGGGCACGAACACGUCAUCGGUUGGGCAAAUACGCGACAGUGGGGCACUCGCGGCUGGGGACUUGAAAAAGCUGCUCGACUUGUACGUGUCGAGCGACGUCAAGAAGAAGCCGUCGGUGGCGCCGCUUCGGCACCCCGACGUCCUUUACAACCUCAUUUCGGAAGCUUUUAAAUGGACAGUUGACUCGGGCGCGAAUCGUUUACGCAGCGAGUGUUUCGAGCUGAUCGCUUUAGCCGCAAGCGAUGACGAGACGAGCGUGGAUGAAGUAAAAGCGGCGUUGACUGAAGCCGUGGCAAUCGUCGAAAACGCGAAGCGGGGCGAGAUGCCAGAGCAGACGAGUGUCGAUAAAGUGUUCGCUAUCCCGUGCGCGACUGCAGGUAUCAUCGCCGCCGCGCGCUCUGCGCUCACGAAUGAAAUGUAUCAUCGGGUCGUUCAAGUCGGGAACGCCAACUCUGUUUUCGUGCACGUCCUCGGGGAAGUGGCGAAGAAGCACAUUGGGCUGCAAGGCGUGGUGCUGGAGGCGCUGAACGCGAUCAUUCAAUCAUGCGGAAGUUCACACGGCGCCGAAUUGGCUAUUUCGCUCCUCGACCUGGGUUGCGAACUCGUCGCUGCUGGCCACGUGAUGCCGACGAUCACGGCUGCGGCGAACUCGUGGCGUCGGACGUUGGAUCCGUCUCAGAUUCGAUACUUUGCGAACGAGGUGUUGGAGAUCGCAGGUCCGCCGUACAGCCGCGAUUUUGCCGUUGUCAUGAUUCGAUUGCUCGACUCGGCGAAUUCGCGCAAACGGAUGUCCAAAACUGUGGACGAUUUCGUGGAAGACGUGCGCGUGAACAGACGAAGUUUUCAUCCUCCCCUGUCGCUGGCCGAGGUCGGCGUUCUCGACAGCCUUUCGCGAUGA